This is a messenger RNA of Grus americana (Whooping crane), 5847 nucleotides long. It is a transcript of the gene KSR2, whose product is annotated as kinase suppressor of ras 2. Bases 4 to 2928 code for a protein of 974 amino acids. Gene Ontology annotation, molecular function: protein kinase activity; ATP binding. Gene Ontology annotation, biological process: protein phosphorylation. Lineage: Eukaryota; Metazoa; Chordata; Aves; Gruiformes; Gruidae. The record is from RefSeq and is a predicted model, not a curated record. The transcript has 21 exons.
GCGAUGGAUGAGGACAACAUGACGAGGAGCGAGGAGCAGCAGCUGAGUCUGCAGAAGGCGCUGCAGCAGUGCGAGCUGGUCCAGAACAUGAUCGACAUCAGCAUCUCCAACCUGGAGGGGCUCCGCACCAAGUGCGCCGCCUCCAACGACCUCACGCAGAAGGAGAUCCGCACCCUGGAGAGCAAGCUGGUCAAGUACUUCAGCCGGCAGCUGUCGUGCAAGAGGAAGGUGGCCCUGCAGGAGCGCAACGCCAAGCUGGAGGGCUUCCCCCAGCUCCUCCACUGGUUCCGCAUCGUCGACAUCCGCAAGGAGGUGAUGGAGGAGAUCGCCCCUGGGCAGCUGAGCCUGGAGGAGCUGCUGGACAUGACCGAUGACCAGGUCUGUGCCACUGUCGAGAAGUUCGGGGCCAACAGCGAGGAGUGUGCCCGCCUGAACGCCUCCCUCUCCUGCCUCCGCAGCGUCCACAAGUCCGGCGGCAGCCUCUCCAAGCAGGAUUGGACCAUCCAGUGGCCCACGACGGAGCCGGGGAAGGAGAACAGCCCCGGGUGCCAGCCGGAGCCGGGGCCGUGGGGCAGGACGCACCUCUCGCAGAGCCCCAAGGUCCAGCCCAAGUGCGGGCAGCAUCACUGCCACGCGGGCUCGCCCCACGGACCCAUGUACACCCACGUGGACCGGUUGACCGUGGAGGGUCACCCGGGGCUGUGCCCACCCGUGGAGUCCGGCCACCGCUCCCUGCCGCCAUCCCCGCGCCAGCGACACGCCGCUCACACCCCUCCGCGUACCCCCAACAUCGUGACCACGAUGACGCCGCCGGGCACGCCGCCGGUACGACGGAGGAAUAAACUGAAGCCCCCCGGGACGCCCCCGCCCUCGUCGCGAAAACUGAUCCAUCUCAUCCCUGGCUUCACCGCGCUGCACCGCAGCAAGUCCCACGAGUUCCAGCUCGGGCAUCGCGUGGACGAGGCACACACCCCCAAAGUCAAGAAGAAGAACAAGCCCUUGAACCUCAAGAUCCACAACAGCGUGGGAAGCUGCGAGAACAUCCCAGCGCAGCGCUCCCCGCUCCUCUCCGAGCGUUCCCUGCGCUCCUUCUUCGUGGGGUACCCGCCUUUCCUCCCCUCCACCCCUCCCGUCCACACCGAAGCCACCUUCUCAGCAAAUACGCUGUCAGUGCCUCGCUGGUCCCCGCAGAUCCCCCGUCGAGAUCUCGGAAACUCGAUAAAACACAGGUUUUCCACCAAGUACUGGAUGUCUCAGACCUGCACCGUCUGCGGGAAAGGAAUGUUGUUCGGCUUAAAAUGCAAAAACUGCAAGCUCAAGUGCCACAACAAAUGCACCAAAGAGGCCCCUCCGUGUCACCUGCUGAUCAUCCACCGCGGAGGGAGACGAGCCGUUCGGGGCGAGGCAGAUUUGCAUUGCAAACCACUUCCACCCACCCUUCCCCUGCCUCCUUUUCUUUUCAGAUUCCCCACCGCACGGGCAAGGUUAGUCCGGACAGAAUCGGUGCCCUGCGAUAUCAACAACCCCUUGCGGAAACCCCCCAGGUACUCAGACCUGCACGUCAGCCAGACGCUCCCCAAAACCAACAAACUCAACAAGGACCACAUCCCGGUGCCCUACCAGCCAGACUCCAGCAGCAACCCCUCCUCCACCACCUCCUCCACACCCUCCUCGCCGGCCCCACCGCUGCCGCCCAGCGCGACGCCGCCGUCCCCCAUGCACCCCUCCCCGCAGUGCCCGCGCCAGCAGAAGCAGUUCAACUUGCCAGCUUCCCAUUACUACAAGUACAAGCAGCAGUUCAUUUUCCCAGACGUGGUGCCCGAGACGCCGACCCGAGCCCCGCAGGUGAUCCUGCACCCCGUCAACUCCAACCCCAUCCUGGAAGGAAACCCGUUGCUUCAAAUUGAAGUGGAGCCCACCUCGGAGAACGAGGAAGGCACCGAGGAGGCUCAGGAGUCCGAGGACGACUUCGAAGAGAUGAACCUCUCGCUCCUCUCCGCACGCAACUUCCCCCGCAAGGCCAGCCAGACCAGCAUCUUCCUCCAGGAGUGGGACAUCCCCUUCGAGCAGCUUGAGAUCGGCGAGCUCAUCGGCAAGGGCCGCUUCGGGCAGGUCUUUCACGGGCGCUGGCACGGGGAGGUGGCCAUCCGUCUCAUCGACAUCGAGCGCGACAACGAGGACCAGCUGAAGGCCUUCAAGAGGGAGGUGAUGGCGUACCGGCAGACCCGGCACGAGAACGUGGUGCUCUUCAUGGGAGCUUGCAUGAGCCCUCCCCACCUCGCCAUCAUCACCAGCCUGUGUAAAGGACGGACUCUCUACUCGGUGGUGAGAGAUGCCAAAAUCGUCCUGGACGUCAACAAGACACGGCAGAUAGCACAAGAAAUCGUGAAGGGAAUGGGCUACUUGCAUGCCAAGGGGAUCCUUCACAAGGACCUCAAGUCAAAAAAUGUUUUCUACGACAACGGGAAGGUGGUGAUCACGGAUUUCGGCCUCUUCAGCAUCUCGGGAGUUCUCCAAGCAGGCAGGCGGGAAAACAAGCUGCGGAUCCAGAACGGCUGGUUGUGCCACCUCGCCCCUGAGAUCAUCCGCCAGCUCUCGCCGGACACCGAGGAGGACAAGCUGCCCUUCUCCAAGCACUCGGAUGUCUUUGCACUGGGCACGAUCUGGUACGAGCUGCACGCGCGGGAAUGGCCCUUCAAGACGCAGCCGGCGGAGGCAAUAAUCUGGCAGGUGGGAAGAGGGAUGAAGCCCAACCUCAGCCAGAUCGGGAUGGGCAAGGAGAUCUCGGACAUCCUCCUCUUCUGCUGGGCCUACGAGCAAGAGGAGAGACCCACCUUCACCAAGCUCAUGGACAUGCUGGAGAAACUGCCAAAGCGUAACCGUCGCCUUUCCCACCCCGGGCACUUCUGGAAGUCGGCGGAGCUGUGACGGGAAGAGUUAAGGGACGGUGCCUUCCUCCCCGUGCGGUUCUCCUCUUCCUCUCCGCUUCCCAACCCGGCGCUACGGAGGAGCAGCGGGCGCCGCAGGCCGACAGCGGGAUGGGAACGAGCCUCUUCUCCUGCAGCGUUUCACCCCGCGAAGCCUCUGCCAGGGCUGGAGGAGCAGAGCCGGCGGGCGAGCCCCGGGGCCGGCGGCUGUGGUGGGAUGGGGCCGGUGGGCGGCUGUCCGGGCACACGGGGUCGGGUCUCGGGCCGGUUCCCCGCAGAGCAGGGGCAACCCACGAGGCAGACGGCUUCAAUUUAACCCCAGGACUCCUCUGAUCCCAAUCAGCAUGGUCAGUGCUCGUGAUGCUCGGUUGGGGAGGGGUUGCUUCUUGGUUCUCGGUGGGUUUAUUUCAUUUCAUUUCCUUUUUUUUUUUUUUUUUAUGAAAAAAAAGAAAAAGGGGGGGGAAAUGUUGCUGAUUCAUGAGUUUAGUGCUGGAGCCUGCCGGGGCCGGGGAGUGCUGCUGCUAUUAGCUGCCCCCCACGGGGAAAUGCAUCUGCAGAGCCGGAGCUGGAGGAGUCCUGCUCCCCCGCAGCCCCUUCACAGGCAGCAGUGACCUUUCACAAGUGGCUUCUCUACCUCCCGGCCAUACCCAUUUACGCUCCCCCCGCAGGUCUCCCUCUUGGCAGGGCGCAUCUCCACAUUCCCGUUAAUUUAGCUGUUUGCCCCAGCGCGUAUCUAAUGAGCGAGCCGUUCCCUCUCGCCCUCCCCGGCGUCGCUUUGCUCUUGGCUUCGACCCUCGCUCCCGAAGGUGCUGCCGGAGCCCCGGGUUUGGGGAUGAUCCGGGGCCGGGCAGAGCGGAGCGGCUGGGGUCGGGGUCCUGCCCCUCUCCCGUUGCCUUCCCCGGGCUCGUUGCCGGAGCCGGGGAUGCAGACAGGCUCUGGUUGUACAGAGCAUCUCCCUUCCCAGCCCCGCGCACGGGAGCCGUGGAUGUCUCGGCUGAACAAGCAGCCGUGCCCAGGACUGGUUUCCUCUGCAUAUUCAUCUUCCAUCAGCCAAAUCCCUGACCUCCCGGAGGAGAUGUUCCUCAGGCAGCGUCUCGGAGCCGGCGUGGCCAUCUGAAUACCGUGUGCCGGUAUUUCCCUCUGCCCAUCAGCUCGGAUGGGCCCAUUAGAUGAGCUGUCAAGUGACAGAGGAUAGCAAAUUGUGUUUUCAGGCCCUUAUUGAGUGUAAUUGCUUGACAGGAACCAUCCUGAACAAUUCAAUCGUAGUCUAAGUUAGCUUUAAUUUGGAGACAUGACGAGGGUCUGCAAACUAACCAGCCUGGUUUAUUUGCUGCUCCUCUAACUCCCCCUUGCCGGCAUUUGAACCACUUUAGCAUAAGUAAAUGAAGAUCAGAAACCUAAUUGCAGCUAGGAAGAGAUGUUACUGUAAUUGUGGGGGCAUGUAUGAAGGUGCUUUUAUUUCUUAAAAUUUGCACACGUGCGUAUGUAUAAAAUGUGAGGCGGGCAGGAGCAGGGGGGCCGAAUCCGGCCUCCAAGCGUGCUGGCAGAGGGUCGGUCCCGAUGGUGCUUUUGGGACAUUUGCUGCGCCGUGCGGUCGCACCUCGCUCUCGGAUGCUUCGCGUGAAGUGGAGAUGAAGCAGGAUCACCUGCUUCUGCCUUUGAUGCUGAGGCCAAGUGGGAUGAGCAAGCGAGGGCAGGAUGAGUCCUCAUUUGUGCUAAUUGCCCCCCGCACCAGGCAGCACGGGUGGUUUGCGGUCCCCUGGGCGCGAUGCUGCAGAGCUCAGCGUAGGUGGCUGAGCAUCACCUCAUCCCGGUGAUGAAGAAGGACGCUCCAUGGCUGUUCGCCCUCUGCCUCCUCCACAUCCCAUCUCUCGCUACCACACACAAAUCGUCUUCAUCAUCCCAGCCCGGGCCGUGGCAGCGAUGUCCUCUGCCGCCCGUCCUCCCCGUCCCAACCCUUCUCUGCUCUCUCAUGCCCUCUCCAUCCUCUGCACGUGUGCGUGCGUGUGCCAUAAAUAUUGCACUAAUCCUCAGGUCUCUCUGAGUUUUCACCAAUGCCUUCACCCACGGUGGUCCUGGGCUCUGUGGGAGGGAGCGAACCCCCAACGACAGAGAUCUCUGCUGCCGAGGGGGUGCGGGGAGGUCUCACCAUGAAAUCACCGGUCCCCAAACCACGUUCAGAUGGAGCGAUCGCUGUAGAAAGGUGGUGUCCUUCUCACUCGGUGGUUUUAGUUUCUAAGUAGGCGUGAGCUUCCUAGGUGUGCAGUAGGCAGUGGAGCACGUUGGAAGGAUGAAGGGGGUGAUACCACGGGUGACGCUCAGCACCGGGGCUGGCAAAGGGCUGUACCCUGAUAGACCUUGUGCAGGUUUAUCGCGGAAGGUACAAAGACUUGCUGUGGGUUUGCUCUCUGUGCCCCAAGCCCUCUACUUGCCUGGAAGGUCUCGCCUUGCUCUGUCCCCCCAUGGGCUCUCACCACCCGUUGGCAGACACCCACUCUGUUUUGUUGGCCGAGACUCAAGGAAACAAGUGAACCGAUGAGCACGUUGGUUACCCCACCGCGUCAGGUCCUCCCCAGGAGCACGGGGCUCUCUGCUGUGGCCUCGGCCAAGCGUUUCCCCCUGGAUUUUGGGCAUCUGAAAGGAGCUAAAUGCUCCUAUGGCCAACAAAUCUUGCCAACUCUUCCCUCAUCUCCCUCCUCCUUCUCCCCCCUUUCCCUCACCGUAAUGUCUCAGCCAGGCCACGAGCAGAGCUGUCACACAAUAGUAUCGAUGGAAAAAUAGCUGCCCUGUAUUUAUCAUAAAUUAGCUCAGAAGAGCAGCUCCUUCCCUUCCAUUCAGCGCAGCAACGGUUGUUUUGCAGCCGUGUUAUUUGCAUCAUGCCUUCUUAUUUCUGAAAGUCUUAAUUAUUAAAAAAAAACCA